GGGCUCCUUCGGCGCCGUGGGAGCUCCCGGCUCGCCUGCGCACCCCCGAGCGCUGCCCGCGGGCAGAGCCGCCGCAGCGGGGGAAGGCGGUGCGGGGAAGGCGGUGCGGGACGCGGCCGCUCUUCUCCUUCCGGGCGGUGCAGGGCGCGCAGGGGCGGAGCCAACAUGGCGGCGGGGUGGCUGUGGCGGCGGCUCUGUCAGGGAUCAGCUUUUCCUGUCAGUUAUGCAAGCAGAAUUAUGCAAAAGCAGUAUUUUCUUCCGAGCUCCACCUUGACAGGAGCACGGCUGGUUGGAUCCCAUGGUGAUACACAGGAGCCUAAGACUAAUCCUUUGGUGUCUAUUUCAGAUGAGCCAGAAACACUGUACAAGAGAUUGUCCAUUUUAGUUAAAGGCCACGAUAAAGCUGUGUUGGACAGCUAUGAAUAUUUUGCAGUGCUUGCAGCUAAAGAACUUGGCAUCUCUGUUGAAAAAGUAGAUAAACCCCCAAAGACGAUAGAGCGAUUUACACUUCUCAAAUCUGUACACAUUUACAAGAAGCACAGAGUUCAGUAUGAAAUGAGAACACAUUACCUGUGUUUAGAGUUAAAGUACCUAACAAGCAGUACUGCUGCAGUUUACUUGGAGUAUGUGCAACGAAACUUACCUGAAGGGGUUGCCAUGGAAGUGAAAAAGACUAAGAUAGAGAAAAUACCAGAACACAUUCAGAAACCUGUUUGGGAUACAUUACCUCAAGUAGAAGAAACUGAAGUAAAGUCAUGAACAGACCAGGUACUUGGCUCCAUUAGUACUGAAGUUCAUUGCUCCUGUCAACCUCAUUUACUGAGACAGUCCGUUGUUAAAUAAAGGUUCUCUUAUAAAGAAAUUAUAUAAA
Molecule: messenger RNA, 871 nt
Organism: Passer montanus (Eurasian tree sparrow)
Lineage: Eukaryota; Metazoa; Chordata; Aves; Passeriformes; Passeridae
Gene: MRPS10
Product: mitochondrial ribosomal protein S10
Exons: 7
Coding region: 166-759 (197 amino acids)
Biological process (GO): translation
Cellular component (GO): mitochondrial small ribosomal subunit; ribosome; mitochondrion
Molecular function (GO): structural constituent of ribosome
Source: RefSeq, a predicted model, not a curated record